Molecule: messenger RNA, 5936 nt
Organism: Oryzias melastigma (Indian medaka)
Lineage: Eukaryota; Metazoa; Chordata; Actinopteri; Beloniformes; Adrianichthyidae
Gene: rasgrf2a
Product: Ras protein-specific guanine nucleotide-releasing factor 2a
Exons: 31
Coding region: 1750-5283 (1177 amino acids)
Biological process (GO): Ras protein signal transduction; positive regulation of GTPase activity
Cellular component (GO): plasma membrane
Molecular function (GO): protein binding; guanyl-nucleotide exchange factor activity
Source: RefSeq, a predicted model, not a curated record
UCCAAACCACCACAUGGGGGCGCCAAAUCUUUCAUCAUGGACAUUACUUUACGUCUUGCUCCGCCCUUACAGCUACGCCCACAACUCAUACUGAACUCCUGCCGCUCUGCAGAAACUAUGUCUUAGAAAACGACAGAUUUUGGCUGAAAAAAAUCAUCAUUAAAAGAUGACGGAACAAUUUGGGAAGAGAUCAGGAGGUCAGAGUGGAAAUCCAAUUAAGCUAUGAUGUAAAUUUAGUUAUUUUGUUGUUUUUUUCAUUUACAGUUAUAUAUUUAAUAGUAAAAUUAUUUAUAAGUUGUUGUAUAAACUAUUCUGUAGUUUUAAAGCCUCCCCAGGUAUUUCUGUUGGAUCUGGUCAGUUCAGUCCCAUUUGUUUUAUAUUUAUAUAUUUUUUGUUUAUUUGGGGACAAUUAAUCUCUGUUUAUUUGUUUUUUGUCAAUGUUUCUGCCUUUAUAUUUACGAGCAGUUGUUUUUUUCUAUUAAGGCGCCCCUUCGCCCCAUUCUCCACCUGGAGGGGGGCUUUGGCGUCUGGACUCUGGGGUUUAUUCUUUUACUGUACGGUCUGAGUGCAGAUGUCAUCGGACCAAGCCCGAACCGCCAAAGAGUCUAGAUGUUUAUACAGCAGAGAUAAGUCUUCACUCCCGUUCCUAACAUCCCUCCUUAUUGGAAUAAACACUAUACUGAACUCAAACUGAGCCGUAGAUCCGGUUCUUCAGAAACCCGUCAGCACCGCGGCGCUUCUGCCACAGCAGAUGCAGCAGCAGCUGUUCAGACGUGGAAACGCCAGAGACGUGCUGGUGUUCAGCGUGCAGCCGUCACAGUUUGUUUCCUAACAGACAUGCAGAUCAUGAUGGGUAAUGUCUGUGUGCAGCAGACACAGCAGUAGAUCCACUGCUAUAUUAAUCCUCAGUAAUCCUCUGCUGGCCACAGAUCCUGCAGCAGCUCUAAAGCUGUUUUACACUCCGGCACCCCCACCCCCCCACAGCUGACUCCACAACCAAACGGACCAACCUCUCUUUGGUCACCCCCCCUCCCAUUCUGUUCUUCAACUCGUUUUUAACUAAUUCUUUGGUUUUAUGUUGGGAUUCAUUCCUGUCAUUGAAGGUCAUCUUCCUGAAAUCUUAUUGGUCGACCUGCUUUGAGAUAGUUGUAAAAUAAACUUCCAUCUCUGCAGUUUCAGAGUAAUCCCCAACCUGGAUCCUCCAGAUCUCCAGAACCUCCUGAACCUCCAAUCGCUGAGUCAAUGAACACACCUGAUGCAGACGGAUUUUUGAAAGUUGUGAUGACGUCCUGCAAGACUGGAGACCGCCAAACCUUUUCAGUGAGUCCGGGAAGUCUUUCAGUGGUUUACAGCACGCAGCGGCUGGGAUUUUUUAUUGAACUGAAGUCAGUCGCGACGCAACACCGCGGGGUAAAUUCACCUGGCGGGACCGCUGGGCUGGGGGCUCCAGUUCUACAAGUGGAUCCACCCAGCCUCCGUCAGAAAGACUCGGGCACCAACGCGACAGCGGGCAGGCGGUCUUUCAUACCCUACAUGUCCCGGUCCGCCCACCGGGCGGAGAUUCAGCGCUGAUGGACUCUUCCCUCUUCACUAGUCAGGAAAUCCCGGCACUACUUCCUGGUCAUCUUUGGCCACGAUGGACAAAAACCUCUGGAGCUGCGGACGGACGAGGAGACGGAUUGUAACGAGUGGGUGGAAUGCAUCCAACAGGCCAGCUACUCCGACAUCAUCAUCGAGCGUGAGAUCCUCAUGCAGAAGUACAUCCACCUGGUCCAGAUCCUGGAGACGGAGAAGAUCGCGGCCAAUCAGCUUCGCACUCAGCUGGAGGACCAGGACACGGAGAUCGAGAGGCUCAAAGCCGAGAUUGUAGUGCUGAACAAGACGAAGGAGCGCAUGCUGCCUCACCACAACAACCAGGAGGAGGAAGACCCAGAUAUCAAGAAGAUCAAGAUGGUGCAGAGUUUCAUGCGAGGCUGGCUCUGCCGGAGGAAGUGGAAGAUCAUCGUCCAGGACUACAUCUGCUCUCCUCACGCCGAGAGCAUGAGGAAGAGGAACCAGAUCGUCUUCACCAUGGUGGAAGCGGAGACGGAGUACGUCCACCAGCUGUCCAUCCUGGUCAACUGCUUCCUCAGGCCGCUGCGCAUGGCCGCCAGCUCCAAGAAACCUCCCAUCAGCCACGACGACGUCAGCAGCAUCUUCCUCAACAGUGAAACCAUCAUGUUUCUGCACGAGAUCUUCCACCAGGGGCUGAAGGCUCGGAUCGCAAGCUGGCCAACUUUAGUUCUGGCCGACCUCUUCGACAUCCUGCUGCCCAUGCUGAACAUCUACCAGGAGUUUGUGAGGAACCAUCAGUACAGCCUGCAGGUUCUGGCCAACUGCAAGCAGAACCGGGACUUUGACAAGCUGCUGAAGCAGUACGAGUCCAACGCCGCCUGUGAGGGUCGCAUGCUGGAAACCUUCCUGACGUAUCCCAUGUUCCAGAUUCCUCGAUACAUCAUCACGCUCCACGAGCUGCUGGCGCACACGCCUCACGAGCACGUGGAGCGCAAGAGCCUGGAGUUUGCCAAAUCCAAACUGGAGGAGCUGUCAAAGAUGAUGCACGACGAGGUGAGCGACACUGAGAACAUCCGGAAGAACCUGGCCAUCGAAAGGAUGAUCGUGGAAGGCUGCGACAUCCUGCUUGACACCAGCCAGACCUUCGUCAGGCAAGGUUCUUUGAUCCAGCUGCCGUCCAGCAGCGAACGGGGCGUGCUCAGUAAGGUCCGGUUGGGUUCGCUCUCCCUGAGAAAGGAAGGGGAAAGGCAGUGUUUCCUGUUCACCAAACACUUCCUCAUCUGCACUCGAACGUCGGGAGGGAAGCUGCACCUGCUGAAACAGGGAGGAACACUGUCACUCAUUGAGUGCACACUGAUCGAGGAGCUGGACUCCAGCGAUGAAGAUUACAACGCAGCGGGUCAAGGCUUCAGCCACCUGGAGUUCAAAAUCGUGGUGGAGCCCGCAGACGGUCAGAGCUUCUCAGUGGUCCUUUUGGCUCCGUCACGCCAGGAAAAGGCAGCCUGGACGAGCGACAUCAGCCAGUGCAUCGAUAAUAUUCGCUGUAACGGCCUGAUGACCAGCGUGUUUGAGGAGAACUCCAAGGUUUCUGUGCCGCAUAUGAUCAAGUCGGACACCCGGCUGCACAAAGACGACGUGGACAUUUGCUUCAGCAAGACGCUGAACUCCUGCAAGGUGCCGCAGAUCCGCUACGCCAGCGUGGAGCGUCUGCUGGAGCGUCUGACCGACCUGCGCUUCCUGUCCAUCGACUUCCUCAACACCUUCCUGCACACCUACCGCAUCUUCACCACCGGCGCCGUGGUCAUCGACAAGCUGGCCGACAUCUACAAGAAGCCGUUCACCUCCAUCCCCGUGAGGAUCGAGCAGCACUCAUACGACCGUCUGUCCAUCAUGUCCCUUUGUCCCGACUACAGUCUGAAGAUCACUCAGCUGGCUCUGGACCAGUCCAAGUCUCUGGAGCUCUUCUUCGCCACCAACCAGGGCUCCUGGGGGGCGGACCCCCUCAACAACAAAUCCCCAAGGCUCUGCCGCAAGUUCUCCUCCCCUCCCCCCCUCUCCAUCCCCUCCCGCACCUCCUCCCCCAUCCACAGCCGUAAACUCUCCCUCAGCUCCCCCAUCAGCAUCAAAGUUGGGGCGUUGGAUCUGUCCACCUCACCGUCCUCCUCUGCAGCCAACUCCCCCACCUCCUCCCACAGCCCCUCCAUCUCCUCGUCUCCCCCCGGCUCCUUCAGGCCCCCCUCGGGCUUCUACUCCCCUCCACCCACCGCCACGCGCUCCCCCAGCCUCCCACAGGCCUCCGGGGUGUGUUCUCCGCCUCCCGGUUCCACCAAAGCGCCCCUGGACCUCAGCCGCGGUCCCAGUUCUCCGGAGCUGAGCCCGGCCGCCGCAGAAGACGUGAGCGGAGAGCUGCCUCGCCUGGACGCCUUCUGUGGGAAGCUGCGGCGCAGCAUCCGCCGCGCUGUUCUGGAGUCGGUGUCUUUGGACAAGUUCAUCCCAGAUUCUCCGUCCAGCAGCGAGCCGGGAGACCUGUCUCCCUGCCGCUCUCCGUCCACGCCGCGGCAUCUCCGCUACCGACAGAGCGGAGGCGCAGCGGGGGAGGGCUCACGCGUGUCGCCUGCCUCGGCCUUCGCCAUCGCCACCGCCGCUGCCGGCCACAGCAGCUCGCAAGGUUUUGUGAACUCUGAGAAAGGAUGCGACAAAGAGUUCAUCAUCCGCAGAGCUGCCACCAACAGAGUCCUGAACGUCCUGCGGCACUGGGUCUCCAAACACUCACAGGACUUUGACAUGAACAGCGAGCUGAAGACGGGGGUGAUGAGUCUCCUGGAGGAGGUCCUGAGAGACCCAGACCUGCUGCCUCAGGAGAGGAAAGCAACAUCCAACAUUUUAAGUGCUCUUUCCCAGGAAGAUCAGGACGACUCUCAGCUGAGGAUAGAAGACAUCCUGCAAAUGAAAAGCUGUCCUCUCCUUCACUUCAUCGCGGCAGAGGGCCCGAAAGUGGAGUGCUUUGAAUCCCUGUCAGCCAUGGAGCUGGCGGAGCAGAUCACCCUGCUGGACCACAUCGUCUUCAGAAGCAUUCCCUACGAGGAGUUCCUGGGUCAGGGCUGGAUGAAGAUCGACAAGUCUGAGAGGACUCCGUUCAUCAUGAAGACCAGCCAGCACUUCAACGACAUGAGCAACCUGGUGGCGUCUCACAUCAUCUCUCACACGGACGUGGGCUCCCGGGCCAGCUCCAUAGAGAAGUGGCUGGCCGUGGCCGACAUCUGCCGCUGCCUCAACAACUACAACGGCGUGCUGGAGAUCACCUCGGCUCUGAACCGCAGCGCCGUCUACCGGCUGAAGAAGACCUGGGCCAAAGUCUGCAAGCAGACGAAGGCGCUGAUGGACCGGCUGCAGAAGAUCGUGUCGUCAGAGGGACGCUUCAAAAACCUCCGGGAGACGCUGAAGAACUGCAACCCCCCCUGUGUCCCCUACCUGGGCAUGUACCUGACUGACCUGGCCUUCAUCGAGGAGGGAACACCCAACUUCACCGAGGAGGGCCUCGUCAACUUCUCCAAGAUGAGAAUGAUUUCCCACAUCAUCAGAGAGAUCCGUCAGUUCCAGCAGGCGCCGUACAGGAUCGAGCACCAGCCCAAGGUGACCCAGUUCCUUCUGGAUAAGGCGUCGGUGAUGGACGAAGACGCUCUUUACGAGCUGUCGCUGAAGCUGGAGCCGCGGGUUCCUCCUGGAUGAUCCGUGUCAGACGGAGCGCGAAUCCCAGACAGUUUUUACGCUUAGAAAACUCAGGAGAAACGGUGCCUUGUAGACGUUCAACCUUACACUCGUAUUCAGUCAACACUUGGAUCAUCGGCGAAACUCUUUGCUCGAAGCAGGAGGUUCUCCGUUAUGACAGUGGAAACAAAAAUAAAUUGUUAAACAAUAUGUUGUUAAAGCCACAACAGAAACAUUGUUCUGUAUGAAGCUCUCAGAAACAAAUCAGAUAACAGACUUUUGUUGGAUUACCAUAUUCAAUUCAAUUCAAUUCAAUUUUAUUUAUAUAGCCCAAUAUCACAAAUUCAAUUUGCCUCAUUGGGCUUCAUGCCUGUAGUUUUUACAGAUGCACAGAUGGAGUCAUAAAAUAUGCACAAUAGGUAAAAACUAAACAGACUAUAAAGAACGGUCAUCCCUGUCUGCAAUGAUUGGAUUGAAAAACGCUCAGGUCUCCGCAGUUCUGCUGUGCUACCAGAUGGGGGUGCUGCAGUUUUUACAGAACAGCAACUUCCUGUUUAUUCGUUUCCUGUGAAUCUAGUCGUUUGCUUUAGAAGAGACAAAAGAACUGCAACUAGUAUUCCAAAUGUAAAUGAUUUUUAAAGAUUGAUUUACAUAAAUGUAUUCAAACAUCACCC